Temnothorax curvispinosus is the source of this 327-nucleotide messenger RNA. RefSeq names its product mitochondrial inner membrane protease subunit 2-like. Bases 1 to 327 code for a protein of 108 amino acids. NCBI's taxonomy places the organism in Eukaryota, Metazoa, Arthropoda, Insecta, Hymenoptera, Formicidae. The transcript is spliced from 2 exons. Gene Ontology annotation, biological process: mitochondrial respiratory chain complex assembly. Gene Ontology annotation, cellular component: mitochondrial inner membrane peptidase complex. The record is from RefSeq and is a predicted model, not a curated record. Gene Ontology annotation, molecular function: serine-type endopeptidase activity.
AUGCAACCCGCGCUGAAUCCGGAUCUACGGUAUCCCGAUUACGUGUUCCUGAAUCGCUGGGCCAUACGGAAUCGAGACAUCCAGCGCGGCGACAUAGUCUGCAUCGUGUCCCCCAAGGUGCCGAAUCAGACGCUCAUCAAGCGAGUCGUGGGACUCGCCGGGGAUAUUAUAGGCACUCACGGAUACAAGAUCAGUGCCCUUCAAGUAUGGAUACAAUAUGUAGAAGUAAUUAUUGGGUGCCGGAAGGCCACUGCUGGCUGGAGGGAGAUCACGUUGGACAUUCUAUGGACUCUAAUACCUUUGGGCCGAUAUCUCUGGGUCUGGUAA